UUUUGGAAUGUAAAACUUGCAACACACACGGACGAUAAAAUCAACCAACCUGUUGAUGAAAAUGACGAAACUCCGCUAGCUUGUGAUAUAAAAAUACCACCGGAACAACUUAAACAACAACAAAAAGAUAUGGAAGAGAAAGUUUACAGUAUAUGGACUGUACCUUCUGCUUUCGAAGAAAUGUCAGCGGCUUGUAUCUCUGAUAUGUUACUUCACGUAUCAAAUGGUGCUUAUUUCGAAGGAGUGAAAAUGGCUGAAAAAUUUAUUAGUCAUGUUGAAAUUUUAUUUUCUGCAAUCGAUGAUUUAGAAAUCCAAUUAGUUAAAGCGAGCGGCCAAG
Dentiscutata erythropus is the source of this 337-nucleotide messenger RNA. The record is from the annotation of a GenBank genome assembly. NCBI's taxonomy places the organism in Eukaryota, Fungi, Glomeromycota, Glomeromycetes, Diversisporales, Gigasporaceae.